UAUUAACCUAAUACUACCGUAGGUCGAUUAAUAUAACUGUCAGGAUCAUAGGGACGCAGCUAGUCGAGUGCUAGAGCCUAGGGGCGAUGGGAGCAGAAGAGAAAAGCAACGAAAUCGGACUAAAGGCCUGUUGGGUUCAUCCCCGAUGCGGGAACUUGUGGGUUCGGCAUUUGCUUUGCUUUUGCCUCUUUUCCCUUUCGAGUGCGUUCAGAUCCCGCAUAAUGGAUUAUUGCCCUCAAUGUCUUGGUUGCCUUUCGUGUGCCUUUCGUUUAUUCUUUCCUUUUCUUUUUUUUCUUUUGUCCUUUUUGUUUUUUCUUGUCGGUGCUGGGCCAUGGCUUUGUACAAGUGGUAAUUUUAAUUCAUGCACCCAACCACCACCCCCCUCCAGUAUGCAAAGAAUCCAAGUUAAACAAUUGUGACUGUGACUGUGAUGUGACUGUACAGAGACGAGAGGAAAACUACCAGGUGUCAUGUCUGAUGGAUACGAGUAACGAACCCCUGUAAAUAAGGAUCUUCAUCUUUUUUUUCCUCUGCCAAAAAACGACGAAGGAUCGCGGGAACAUUUCUCCGACCCGCAUGUCGUCACGCUUGUUCUG
Messenger RNA from Aspergillus steynii IBT 23096, 596 nucleotides. RefSeq lists its product as uncharacterized. The transcript has a single exon. The record is from RefSeq and is a predicted model, not a curated record. Bases 87 to 419 code for a protein of 110 amino acids. NCBI's taxonomy places the organism in Eukaryota, Fungi, Ascomycota, Eurotiomycetes, Eurotiales, Aspergillaceae.